This is a messenger RNA of Cylindrotheca closterium, 354 nucleotides long. The record is from the annotation of a GenBank genome assembly. Lineage: Eukaryota; Bacillariophyta; Bacillariophyceae; Bacillariales; Bacillariaceae.
AUGCCAACAUCAGACGAUCAAGUUCGCGAAGCUUCCGAUGCUUCACGGAGUAGGUUCUCUAGGGAUUUAGUUGUGGUGGCUGCGUACCAACCUAACCCUCCGGGGACUGGCGAGUCUACCGUGUGGGCACAACACCGGAGUUUCUUUCGCUCCCAAGGUCGGCAGCGUGAACCAAGGGAGGCCUUUAUGGUGGACCUUCUUCGAGCUAUUACCCAAUGGCGCGAUGAAGGCUGUGAAGUAAUUUUGGGGGUCGACGCCAAUGAGGACAUCAGCUCAACCAAGUCCUCUUCCUUUCGCCAACGUCUUCGCGAUGUUGGUAUGGAAGAAGCUAUCCUCCAACGACACCCUGGUUGA